AUGGGGUGUGCAGUGUCAAAGCAAGACGAAGAAGACAAUGUGGUCUCACUGUGCAGAGAAAGAAAAAAACUACUCAAGUUAGCUGUAGAGAGAAGGUAUGCUUUCGCAUAUGCUCAAUGUAAAUAUAAUCAGUCUCUUUAUGGAGUAGCAAUGGCUUUAAGGUUGUUUGUUGCUAGACAUUCCUCUCCAAGUUCUCCUUUCCUUAUUACCUUCCCUUCUACUUCUUCCACUAUUGAUCCUAAAGAGACCCUUAUUUGCAAUUCCAACUUUCAUCAACAUAGACCAAGCGAAGCCACUCAUGAGACUAUUUCAUGUCAAGACUCAGUUUCUAAAGUUUCUUUAGUUUCCUCUAAGUUAGAGGCUCAAAAACAAGAAAUUAAAGAAUGUAGCGGUAGUGAUAGUGAUAAUGAGGAUCUUGAGGAAGAAAGCGAUAGCGGUAGUGAAGAUGGAGAAGGAGUUUGUGAUCAUUUUUAUGAUGAGGUGAGUCCAUUGAUGCCAUCAGCGCAGAGGGAAUUUGGGUGGGAUUUUUUUAAUCCUUUUGAUGGAGUGAGGACUGAAGUGGUAAAUGGGUUUCGUCAAAGCUCUGAUGAGGAAUUGAGGGAUGUGAGAGAGAAGGAGGGGAUUCCUGAGCUAGAAGAAGUAAAUGAGAGAGUAAAGAGUGAAAGUGAACGAGUGAGUGUGAAAAUUGGUGACGCGGGUUAUAAAGAGAGUGGGGUUAAUGAUGAUGUGAAAAGUGGAAAUGGUGCUGAUGUUGGAUUAGGAGAGAGCAAGGGUUUUAGAGUGGUUGAUGCACCAACAAAAGGGAGGGAAUUGUUGGAAGCAUUGAAGCAUAUUGAGGACCAUUUUAUCAAGGCUUAUGAUUCUGGUUUGGAAAUUUCAAGGAUGCUCGAGACCAAUAGAGUUCAAUUGCUAUCUGGUUUAGAGGAAAUCGAAGAGAGCUCAAAUAAGCUUGUCCGGUCAAUUACCUGGAGCCGUUCCCUCUCAUCUCGGUCCUCCUCCUCCAAAAGUCUCCUUUCGUCUAGCUCUGUAAGUUCUUCCAUGUGGACAGAACUCAAGAAUGAUCUAUUUGAUGACUAUGGGAUGGAAGCAGGUUGCCAUUCACUGACGCUUGGGCGGUUAUAUGCUUGGGAGAAGAAACUCUAUGAGGAAGUGAAGGCUGGCGAGCAGACCAGGAAACUUUAUGUGCGAAAAUGUUCUCGUUUGAGAAACCUGGAUGCUGCAGAAGAAGGCCUCCACAUGAUAGAUAAAUCUCGAGCUGAAGCAAAUGACCUGCAUAGCCAGAUCUCAGUUGCAUUGCGAAGUGUGGAAUCAAUCUCGGAAAGAAUCCAGAAAUUGAGAGAUGAAGAGUUGCAGCCACAACUUGUCGAGUUGCUAUAUGGCCUGAUGAGGAACUGGAAGAUGAUGUUGGAAUCCCACGAAACCCAAAACCGGGUAAUGCUUGAAGUGAAAUCCUUCAACUGUCCAGCAUAUGGAAAGUUCUCUAAUGACUCUAAUCGUCUUGCUACUCUUCAACUUGAGGCAGAACUUGACAAUUGGCAUUCCUGCUUUACUUCUUAUGUAUUUACACAGAAGGCAUACAUUGAAGCUCUUAGUGGUUGGCUAUCCCAGUUCGUUUCUCCAGAAGAUUUCUGCUCCAGUGGCAACUCUUUAGUCCCUCCUUGUAGAAUCAAUUGGCCACCAUUGCUAGUAACCUGCCAUGAUUGGUUAGCUUGCCUAGAGAAGUUGCCACACAAGACUGUUACUUGUGCGAUGAAGAGCUUUGGAAAGGAUAUCCGUGCCAUACUGAAUCAGCAAGGAGAAGAACAACAGCAAAAGAGGAAGGUUGAUGGAUUGGCCAAAGAACGUGACAGGAGGACUCUGGCAUUCCAGAGAGCAGAGAGGAGGAUUCUUGAAUCACAGAUUUCUGAGCAGGGAUCAGAAUUGAGUGUGCGUAAUCGCAUAGAAUACAUAGCAGAAAGGAAAAAUCAGUUGGAUAUGAUCAGGGAGAGACUAGAGGUAGAGCAGAGAAAGCAACUUGCUUGCAUGCAAGAGACACAUGGGAUCACCAUAAAUGGAUUUCAGAGAGGAUUUUCUUCAGUUUUUGAAUCCUUGGCUGAGUUUUCCAAGGCAACGGUAAAAAUGUAUUCUGAUCUUGUCACAUACAGCAAACAUGCCAAGACAGCAGAGAACAAUGAUGGCAACUUAUCCUAUGUGGAAGCGAUGGGAUCUCAGGUUCCAAGUUGUAAGGCGUAG
This is a messenger RNA of Dovyalis caffra, 2232 nucleotides long. Lineage: Eukaryota; Viridiplantae; Streptophyta; Magnoliopsida; Malpighiales; Salicaceae. The record is from the annotation of a GenBank genome assembly.